UUUUCUCUAUAAAUGAACAGGAUGCCGAUUGGAUCUGAAUCCCGAAACUAGCUACGCAUUUGAAAUGAUACUUCAGGCGAUCAUCUUGAUCCUCUCAGCGAGGAUAUGCCACGGCAAUCCGGACGCGAAGAGGCUGUACGACGAUUUGCUGUCGAAUUACAAUCGGCUGAUUCGCCCCGUUUCGAAUAACAACGACACCGUAGUCGUUAAACUAGGACUUCGCCUGUCCCAACUGAUCGAUCUCAAUUUGAAGGAUCAAAUUCUCACGACAAACGUAUGGCUCGAGCACGAAUGGCAGGAUCACAAGUUUCAGUGGGAUCCGGCAGAGUACGGAGGUGUCACCGAACUCUACGUACCCAGCGAGCACAUAUGGCUUCCCGACAUUGUGCUCUACAACAACGCGGAUGGGGAGUACGGGGUUACCACGAUGACCAAAGCUAUCCUACAUUACACGGGCAAGGUACUGUGGACACCUCCGGCGAUUUUCAAAUCCUCGUGCGAGAUAGACGUCCGAUAUUUCCCAUUCGAUCAGCAAACUUGCUUCAUGAAGUUCGGCUCGUGGACUUACGACGGUAUUCAGAUCGACUUGAAACACAUUAAUCAAAACAUGGGGGACAAAGUGGAGAUCGGGAUCGAUCUUCGCGAGUACUAUCCCAGCGUGGAGUGGGACAUACUGGGAGUUCCAGCCGAGCGGCACAAGAAAUACUAUCCCUGCUGCGACGAGCCCUACCCAGAUAUCUUCUUCAACAUCACCCUCCGUCGAAAAACGUUGUUCUACACGGUGAACUUGAUCGUGCCAUGCGUGAGCAUCUCGUAUUUGUCGGUGCUCGCGUUCUACUUGCCCGCGGACUCGGGCGAAAAGAUCGCCCUCUGCAUCAACAUCCUACUAUCCCAAACCAUGUUCUUCCUCUUAAUAUCGGAGAUUAUACCAUCGACCUCGUUGGCGUUGCCUUUGCUCGGCAAAUACUUGCUGUUCACCAUGAUCCUCGUCGGUCUCUCGGUAGUUAUAACGAUCGUUAUAUUGAACGUUCAUUAUCGUAAGCCGAGCACCCAUAAAAUGGCGCCCUGGGUGAGGAAGAUUUUCAUAAGGAGAUUACCGAAACUUCUUUUGAUGAGGGUGCCCGACGAUCUGUUGAACGAUCUUGCCGCGCACAAGAUGCACGGUAGAGGGAGAUCCGGGAAGAAAAGCAAAUUCAACGCUGCUGUCGCGGCUGCCGUGCAAUCAUCUUCGAUAGUCUCGUCCCCGGAUUCAGCUCGGCAUCAACGGAUCGGCGGAUGCAACGGAUUGCACACGACAACCGCGCAUAACAGAUUCUUGGGAGGCAUCGGUGGAUACAACGGGCUUCCCACGGUGAUGUCAGGCUUGGACGAGUCCCUGAGCGACGUAACGCCCAGGAAAAAAUAUCCUUUCGAGCUCGAGAAAGCUUUGCACAACGUGAUGUUCAUUCAGCACCACAUACAACGGCAAGACGAGUUCAACGCGGAAGAUCAGGAUUGGGGUUUCGUAGCGAUGGUUCUCGACAGACUUUUCCUAUGGAUCUUCACGAUAGCUUCGAUCGUCGGCACGUUCAUCAUUCUCUGCGAGGCACCGGCCCUUCGCGACAACACCAAACCGAUCGACAUGGAAUACUCCUCCGUGGCCCAGCAACAAUUCCUUCCUCACGAUGAUUUUUUGGAAACUCUCGUGUAGAAAUUUCCUCGAGAGUAGACGUGCAAGAAAGCCAGGGUGCUGACGUAUCUCUUAUUAAAAAAACUUCAUCAUAGUACAAUGUCGCGUCAAUCAAAGAUACUUCUUCACUUUCUUGUUUCUCACUCGUCGCGGGGAAAUUGGGCAUUUGUCCAAAAUCCGCGAAUCAACACCUCUUGGCUUUACAUACUUUACAUACUUUUUAUUAGACAAGAUAUAAGAUUUUCAAUAAUCUCGAAAUGUCUAAAAGUACUCGACGGUAUAUAGUACUCACGCGCACAUGACGAUUAAGUGCUCUUGAAUUAACAAUAAACGUGUUAACCGUUCAGCUAAACAAAAUAAAAAAAAACAAAAAAAAAAGAAAAG
Molecule: messenger RNA, 2053 nt
Organism: Apis florea (little honeybee)
Lineage: Eukaryota; Metazoa; Arthropoda; Insecta; Hymenoptera; Apidae
Gene: nAChRalpha2
Product: nicotinic acetylcholine receptor alpha2
Biological process (GO): monoatomic ion transmembrane transport
Cellular component (GO): postsynaptic membrane
Molecular function (GO): transmembrane signaling receptor activity; acetylcholine-gated monoatomic cation-selective channel activity
Source: RefSeq, a predicted model, not a curated record